AUGCAAGGGGAGACCCAGCCCCGCAACCAUCUGUGCAGCUGGGUCCCCCUGCUUGGGCCAUUGCGGAAAAAAGUGCCCAGCUCCGUCGGGCACCCCGCCCAGCACCCCAGUGCCUGCACCCCGCCGUGCCCCGGCCCGCAGCGGGCACUGACCGGCAGCGCGGAGCCUCCCGGGUGCGCUCGCAGGAGCCGCGGCCGCGCUCGGGCUGUUCGUGUGGCCGAGUUCUCGUCCUUGGCGAGCAGCUGUUUCCUCACGGCGAGACGUCACCGCCCCCGAGUCCCCGCCUGCCACGGCCACAUCCCACCCCCGGUGCCGUGCCAGACCUCAGCCCGCGGCACCAAUGUCACCCGCAAAAUCACCCGCGACACAGAGAGCAGGCAGCACCCAGCAAGUCCAGGAGCACUGUGGAUGGUGGGAGCUGCAAGCCAGCCACCACAGGGGCUGGGCUUGUGUCCCAUUAGGGUGGUCAGUGCCGUGGGGCAGCAGUGUCCUCACGCCUGCUGCUUUCCUGUCCUGCAGGUGCCAUGCUGGGGCCAGCUACGCUCUGUUCCCCAGCUGCUCUCCCGCAGGAAGGCAGUCCCAGCCAGUCCGGAGGGCUCCAGCCUGCGCCGCUGCCUCUCCACCGCGGAUCUGGCUGCCCUGGGAGUGGGCAGCACGCUGGGGGCUGGUGUCUAUGUCCUGGCAGGGGAGGUGGCCAAGACCAGCUCUGGCCCGAGCAUCGUCCUCUCUUUCCUGAUUGCAGCCGUGGUGUCUGCCCUGGCUGGGCUGUGCUAUGCCAAGUUGGGGGCCCGCGUGCCCCUGGCUGGUUCUGCCUACCUCUACAGCUACGUGACAGUGGGCGAGCUCUGUGCCUUCCUGGCUGGCUGGAACCUGCUGCUGUCCUAUGUCAUCGGUACUGCCAGCGUUGCCCGGGCCUGGAGCGCUACCUUUGACCAGCUCCUUGGCAAGAAGAUGGGGAGGUUUUUGGGUGCUCACGCAGCCAUGAGCUCUGUGGGGCUGGCAGAGCAUCCAGAUGCCUUCGCUGCUUGCCUGGUGGUCCUGCUGGCAGCACUUCUUUCCUUUGGAGUGAAGGAGUCCACCAUGGUCAACAAAGCUUUCACAGCUCUCAACAUGCUUGUCCUGCUCUUUGUCACAGUAAGUGGCUUCAUCAAAGGACACGUGAGCAACUGGAAGCUCAGGGAGGAUGACCUGCCACAGACAGCUGCCCAGGAGGCUGGGAACCAGUCCAUGUCUGGCAACAUGACCAGUGCCUUUGGGGUGGGAGGAUUCAUGCCCUAUGGUUUCACUGGCACCUUGGCUGGAGCCUCUACCUGUUUCUAUGCCUUUGUUGGAUUUGACUGCAUUGCUACCACAGGGGAAGAAGUGAGGGACCCGCAGAGAUCCAUCCCCAUGGGCAUCAUUCUCUCCCUUCUCAUCUGCUUCCUGGCCUACUUCGGGGUGUCUGCUGCCCUCACCCUGAUGAUGCCCUACUACCUUCUGGACACCACGAGCCCACUGCCAGUGGCUUUUGAGUACAUUGGCUGGAGCAGUGCAAAGUAUGCCGUGGCUGUGGGGUCACUGUGUGCCCUUUCCACCAGCCUUCUGGGCUCCAUGUUCCCCAUGCCAAGGAUCCUGUAUGCAAUGGCUCGAGACGGGCUCCUCUUCCAACCUCUGGCCAAAGUCAGUCACCGUCAGUGCCCGGUGGUGGCAACUCUGGUGUCUGGAGGAGUGGCAGCUCUCCUGGCCCUUCUCUUCAACCUGAAAGCCCUGGUUGACACCAUGUCCAUUGGCACACUGCUGGCCUACUCCAUGGUGGCUGGCUGUGUGCUGCUGCUCAGGUAUCGGCCUGAGCCCAGCCCUCGGGACACUCCUGUGGGGAAGGUCCCAGCUGUGCAGCCAUGGUGGAACCACCUGGUCCAGCCACCCCCCCAUCCCACCCCUCGCUCCUCUGCUCUGGUGGUCUGGGCUCUGACAGCUGCAGCCACCCUGGCCUGUGCCCUGAGCUGGGUGAGCACUGCUGGGCUGCCCUGCCUGUGGGCUGGGGGUGCCUGGUGCAUCACAGCUCUGGCCCUGCCUCUCCUGGGGAUCCUGGCAGCAGCUCUUCUCAUCUGGAGGCAGCCUCAGAGCCAGGACAAAGCUUCCUUCAUGGUUCCCUGCCUGCCCUUCCUGCCUCUCCUCAGCAUUUCCUUCAACGCUGUGCUGCUGGCCCGGCUCAGCGCGGCCCCCUGGCUGCGGUACCUGCUCUGGAUGGCUGCGGAAUCCUCACAGCGAGCCCCUGCAGACAGAGUUCUCUUUGGAGAGGAUAAAGCACACAAGUGGUUUUGCUGCUGUUACUGGUUCCCAGUGUCCCCUUUCCCAGAGUAG
This is a messenger RNA of Haemorhous mexicanus (house finch), 2343 nucleotides long. Its product is annotated as cationic amino acid transporter 2-like. The transcript has 14 exons. Gene Ontology annotation, biological process: amino acid transport; transmembrane transport. The coding region runs from base 1 to 2343 and encodes 780 amino acids. Gene Ontology annotation, molecular function: amino acid transmembrane transporter activity. The record is from RefSeq and is a predicted model, not a curated record. Gene Ontology annotation, cellular component: plasma membrane. Lineage: Eukaryota; Metazoa; Chordata; Aves; Passeriformes; Fringillidae.